GCACUUUUUCAAAAUAAGGACUUAGUUUUCGAUUGAUGGCUUAUUGUCCAAACAACACUUUUUCAGUAUUAAGGAAAACAGUUGAUGAUGCACUUUAUGGCGUCCAGAGUUCGAAGAAUGCUUUUUUUGUAUAAAAACAAUAAAAACAACCAAAAUAAUGUAGAUUCCAAUACAAAUCAGGAUGUUAAAAGUAUUCCUUUUGAUAAAAAAAAGUUCGACUUGAGAAAAGUUGAAUUACUACGCACCGUCGGCACAGGAACCUUUGGUCGUGUAAUUGUGGUUCAUGAUAAAUGUUCACAACAAUACUAUGCAUUGAAAGUGUUGAUAAUCGAGGAAUUGGUACGACUGAAACAGGUAGAACAUGUCAAGAACGAAAAGUCAAUACUAAUGCAAUUAAAUCAUCCUUUUAUUGUAAAACUGUAUUGGACUGGACAUGAUGCGAAAUUUUUAUACAUGUUAUUCGAAUAUGUAUGCGGUGGUGAAUUGUUUAAAUAUCUUCGAGAAGUGGGCCAUUUCUCAUCUGAAACUACACGAUUUUAUACAAGUGAAAUUAUUUUAGCACUGAAAUAUUUACAUAGUUUGAAUAUCGUGUAUAGAGAUUUAAAACCGGAAAAUUUGCUUUUGGAUUAUUCAGGUCAUUUGAAGAUGACUGAUUUUGGAUUCGCAAAGCAUGUUAAAGACCGAACUUAUUCACUUUGUGGUACACCAGAAUACUUGGCACCUGAAAUUCUCCAGGGUAAAGGUCACAAUCAUGCAGCUGAUUGGUGGACUACAGGAAUUAUUAUUUAUGAAAUGUUGGUUGGUCGUCCACCAUUUUAUGAUGAAAACGAUAAUCGAUUGUAUAUAUAUCAGAAAAUUGUAUCAGGAGAUUUUGACUUCCCAGACGAAAUCGUAGAUGAAAAUGCUAAAUCAAUCGUCAGGAAAUUUUUACGUGUGAAUCUCAAUGAACGACUUGGCAGUUCUAAAGAUAGUAUGUAUGAAAUAUUAGAACAUCCGUGGUUCAGUGAUAUUUGUUGGAGUGAUGUUUUCCAGAGAAAGUUAAAGCCCCCAAUCAUUCCCAAUGUACAGAGUGAUGGUGAUACCUGCUGUUAUGAACAGUAUUUUGAACAAGAUUGGUCCGAAAUUCCCUUAUCCAGUAUUAGUUCUCGUAAUUUAUUCAAAGAAUUUUAAUGGAAAAUAUAUACAUUACAAUUCAAUUCAUUUGUCUACUAAUAAUGAUGAACUUUACACUCAACAAACCAUCAGUUUAUUUAUUGAUCUGAGUUACAAAUAAAUGUUCAAUUAUGAAAUACUUUCAAAUCUGAGCCAAAUAAUAAAAUGAAAUUCAUGGUUAACUAACAAUAAAAAUAGAUAUAUGAUUAUUCCUGUGAAAAGGUAUUUAUCAUUCAUACAAUAUGCCAUCACAUUUCCAAUUCAUGUAUUGAUAUUUAUAUUAUAUUUACAUCAGUAACAUUACCAUUGAGAAACUAAUUUGCCUCCGUUUAUUACCUCUUUAAUGCUUGUAAUGGUUAUCAAAAAAAAAGAAGAAAUAUAUGAGUUUUCAUUUUUCUUGUGUGUGUGUGUGUAUGUGUGUCUAUUUUAAAUCUGUCAACUAAACUAAAUUGUUCUGUACAAUAUUAUCAUUAUUAAAUCUUCUUAUCAUGGAAACAAAAUCAGCUAUAUCAACCAUUAUAAUAUUAAUCUUAUUGUCUAAUUGUAUUUCACUUGAUCUAAUUCUAAAGAUCUUUAUGUAUAAAAAGAAAAACUUUUUAUUCUAAUUCACAAUUCAAAAUGUUAUCUAUAUCUGAAGUAUAAAUCUUGUACUUCAUUUGAAGUCCCUUUUUUUCUCCUUUAUUGAUUAGUUUGUUUUUCUAGAUUGUUUGUAUCGUAAAUUAGUUUUUUUUCUUCAUUCUACAUGAUGAAUUCAGAAAUAUCUAACUAUUUGAUCAUCUUUUCUUUUUUCUUUAAAUUAAUGGAUAAACUUAGUUUUUUCUCUCUUUUUCUUAAUUUGUAUAAGUAAAAUAAAUUGGGUUUUUUUUUCUAUGGUAAUAUUAGUAUAGUAAAAUGAGAUAAUGAAUAGAUUUUCUUUUUCUAAUGAUUAUGUCUUAUGAUAAUUAUUUAAUGUUGCCCUACAUCUUCCGGUGUUUUUGUUUGUCAAUGUUCAAUAUUCAAUUGAAUGUAUUAUAUUUUCUUAUAUUUCAUUUUGUUAUAAUUUAUCUGUCAUAAAAAUGAAUUUAGUGGUUAAUUAUUUUUAUGGCAUUUGAUUUUCAUAAUUCUUUAUCUUUAUUUAAAUGAUUGUACUAUGAAAUGACAUGAG
Messenger RNA from Schistosoma guineensis, 2296 nucleotides. The record is from the annotation of a GenBank genome assembly. NCBI's taxonomy places the organism in Eukaryota, Metazoa, Platyhelminthes, Trematoda, Strigeidida, Schistosomatidae.